Bombina bombina (fire-bellied toad) is the source of this 6915-nucleotide messenger RNA. RefSeq names its product WD repeat domain 26 (gene WDR26). NCBI's taxonomy places the organism in Eukaryota, Metazoa, Chordata, Amphibia, Anura, Bombinatoridae. The transcript has 15 exons. The coding region runs from base 399 to 2294 and encodes 631 amino acids. Gene Ontology annotation, cellular component: GID complex. The record is from RefSeq and is a predicted model, not a curated record. Gene Ontology annotation, molecular function: protein binding. Gene Ontology annotation, biological process: proteasome-mediated ubiquitin-dependent protein catabolic process.
UCACCGUCUGGACUCCAUUAGUGUUGCAGCUGAGGGGGAAGCAGCUAGUGACAGCCCGGAAAAGUGGCCGGACUCCCCCUCCCUGUCCCCCGCUCCCCUUUACCUCCCCAAGGGGGAUCCAGCACCUGAAUACACAGGCCGUACACGCAGCCAUCCCGCCGGCUCCCUCCUCGCCCCACCGGCCACCAACCACGGCCGCUCUCGGCGAGGAAACUCUGGCCUCCGCUUCCUCCUCCUCCGACUCGGACACCGGCGGAGCGUCCCCUCCCCCGCGGAAGAAACUCCGAGCCGAGGAGGUGGCAGGAGAGCCCGGGGCUUCGGCAGAGUUCGCAGGCCUCUCGGCAGUCGGGUCCGUGGUACUAAAUAGAUCCUUAAGUGUAAGUGGUAGUUCCAGUAACAUGCAAGCAAACGGGGCGGCGGCGGCAGCGGGCAGCGGACAGGAGCCGGCAGCCGGAGGAGGCUCUCCCUGUCAGACGGCCCAAAACGGAGAGUCCUCUUCCGCUGAUAUGUCCCACUCCAAUGGGCUGCUCACGGGCAGCCUCAACAACAGCAACAACCUGGCUAUUAACAACAACGGCCUGCCCGGUACCGCUGCCUCUUCCAGCGCCGAGCAGCAGGGCCUCAAGAAGAAGAAGAGGCUGUCACAAGCCGACGAAGACGUGAUCCGACUCAUAGGGCAGCAUCUGCACGGCCUGGGACUAAACCAGACAGUUGAUCUCCUCAUGCAAGAAUCAGGAUGUCGUUUAGAGCAUCCUUCUGCUACCAAAUUUCGUAAUCAUGUCAUGGAAGGGGAAUGGGACAAGGCGGAGAAUGAUCUAAAUGAGCUGAAGUCUUUAGUGCACUCUCCACAUGCUGUUAUGGCGUGCCGCCCACCCUCUGGUGUAUCCAGUAAUGAGCAUUCCUCUGUUCCCUGUGCAACAGCAGAUGUUAUACGGAGAAUGAAGUUCUUGCUGCUCCAACAGAAGUACCUAGAAUACUUGGAGGACGGCAAAGUCCUGGAAGCACUUCAAGUCUUACGCUGUGAACUGACACCGUUAAAAUAUAAUACUGAGCGGAUCCAUGUCCUCAGUGGGUAUUUGAUGUGUAGUCAUGCUGAAGAUCUACGUGCAAAGGCAGAAUGGGAAGGGAAAGGAACAGCUUCACGCUCCAAACUUUUGGAUAAACUGCAGACAUACUUACCACCAUCAGUCAUGCUGCCUCCAAGACGUUUGCAAACUCUAUUGCGACAAGCAGUGGAACUUCAGCGGGAUCGAUGUCUCUACCACAAUACCAAACUUGACAAUAGCCUGGAUUCAGUCUCCCUGCUUAUAGAUCAUGUUUGUAGUAGGAAGCAGUUUCCAUGUUUCACACAGCAGGUGCUUACAGAGCAUUGCAAUGAAGUUUGGUUCUGUAAAUUUUCCAAUGAUGGCACUAAAUUAGCAACAGGAUCAAAAGACACAACUGUUAUUGUAUGGCAGGUUGAUCCAGACACACACCAGCUUAAAUUACUUAAGACACUAGAAGGUCAUGCCUAUGGUGUUUCGUACCUUGCCUGGAGUCCAGAUGACAACUAUCUUGUAGCAUGUGGUCCCGAUGACUGCUCGGAGCUGUGGCUGUGGAACGUACAAACUGGGGAAUUGAGGACAAAAAUGAGCCAGUCUCAUGAAGACAGUUUAACAAGUGUGGCCUGGAAUCCAGAUGGAAAGCGCUUUGUAACAGGAGGUCAAAGGGGGCAGUUUUACCAGUGUGACUUAGAUGGCAAUCUGCUGGACUCCUGGGAGGGUGUAAGAGUGCAAUGUUUAUGGUGUCUAAAUGAUGGCAAGACGGUUCUCGCUUCAGACACACAUCAACGAAUUCGGGGCUAUAACUUUGAGGACCUUACAGAUAGAAACAUAGUGCAAGAAGAUCAUCCGAUAAUGUCCUUCACAAUAUCAAGAAAUGGAAGAUUAGCUUUGUUAAAUGUAGCAACUCAGGGUGUUCAUUUAUGGGACUUGCAAGAUAGGGUUUUAGUGCGAAAGUAUCAAGGUGUGACGCAAGGCUUUUACACAAUACACUCGUGCUUUGGAGGUCACAAUGAAGACUUCAUCGCUAGUGGCAGUGAAGACCAUAAAGUGUAUGUUUGGCACAAACGCAGUGAAUUACCCAUAGCAGAGUUAACAGGACACACACGCACCGUAAACUGUGUGAGUUGGAACCCGCAGAUUCCCUCACUGAUGGCCAGUGCUUCUGAUGAUGGUACUGUUAGAAUAUGGGGACCAGCACCUUAUGUAGACAACCAAGAGUUUGAAGAGGAAUGCAGUAGAAUGGAUAGUUGAUGGCGAAGGUGGUGCAGACGACUUCUCUAACUUAAAAUUAGUCGUAUUUUUAAAUGGCUUGGGAUUGGUGCAAACAAACAAGAUAGCUGGACAGACGUUCAUCAUGAGGAGAAUAAAAAUGGAAAAAAAACAUUCAAGUCAGAUGCCCUCGCUGGGCAAAACAUUUACCACCCUGCUUCAUAGUACCCAGCUCAGAUGAAGCACGUUGUUAGAAUGUUGUUGGACACCGUGUUUCCCCCCAUCGAUUGUGAAGAACUGUGCUAUAUUCAGGCUAUCCAUUGAACUCAGUAUAUUUUCCCUUCUGCCCUUUUGUCUGGCAGGCUACCAUCCUUGUUGCUCUUCUGUGUAAUGAAGUUAAAAUGCUUGUUUGGAAAAAAAACUUAUUUAACAGUUUAGAAGGCUUAAUAGAGUGCUUUAGUCUGAGUACCUUUAAUAGGAAAGUACUUCCUUCUCUCGUUUUCAAGAAUUCUCUCCGCCUUAUUUAGCUUGAGAUCUUUCCAGCUUGGUUCAUGGAUAGUAGCCGUACCAUUUUUUUUCCCACAGUGAUGACAGCAGAUCUGGCUCCAAAACAGUGAACAAUGUUAAAGUCAACAGAAAUAUCACAUUUGACAAUACGAAUUUUGUACUUUUCAAAAGAUAAACAACAUAAGUGUGUUAUCCCCCUGUAAUGGGUUAACAGCACAAUUUUUUUAAAUAAAUUAAGUAUUUAUAGGACUAUAUUGGACUUCAUUUGUAUAAGUUUAAAACUUAAACCAGCUAUUGUAUCUACUAUUUAGACACACCACAAGAGAUGGUUGAUUUAUAAACAGCACACAUUGCAGACAAAAAAUGUAAGCGCGGAAAUGGGGAUUUUGUUUUUCCAUUUGAUUUAUUGUUAGGCUACUGUAGCAGUCAGUUUAUGCAAAUGAUGAAAUGGCAUUAAUGUGAGGUCUCACACACCAAAGUAAGCAACGCAGCUAUUCAACCUGCAAGGAUUCACACGCAUUUUUUUUUUUCUGGUGACAAUUGAGUGAUCAAGCAAGUGUGGUGUUCUAUAACCUGUAUUGAGAUAUUGAUAGUCUUGAAUGUCCUUAUGUUGCCCCAUAUUGUUUUUCUCUUAUAGAAGGGCACCAGACUUGUAUAACUUUUGUCCCCUGCCGUAAUGAUAUAAUUCAGCUCUAAAGCCAGAAUAUGAGUCUUGGACAGUUCCAUUCAGUUUUUAAAUAUCUAUAGAUUCAUAUUUUAUGAGGAUAAAAAGUACCUUGUUUUGUGUAGGGAAUACAUGAUCUGUAAAUGACUUCACAAAUUCUAUUUUUUCCCAACAAACUGGCAUUUUAUUUUAUUAACAGAGCACUUAAUUGAAAAAAAGUUUUUAAUAUUUUUUAUUUUUUUUUAAAACAAUGAAUCUGGAAGAAAAGCAGCUUAACUUUUUGUUCUGAUAAUGGCAUAGUUAAUAGUUUAUGAACGUUUUCCUGCUUUAAAGUGUCAUAGCAAUUUAAUGCAUUGUCUCCAGUCCACUUGAUUACAAUGUAUAGAUAUUUCCCAAGAUAUGCAAGUUAAUGCUUUGCACGUUUUUUGGUACUAUCUCAUUUUUUCCACCAGGGAGAGAAGUUAAGCAAUACUACUCCUGCGCACAUGGCUUUUCUCCCAUGGCAACCACGCCAGAAGCUCAUCCCCAGCUUUUAUUUUAAAUUAGCUUCAAACAACCCCUAUUUUGUUUGCGGGCGGAUCACAUAACUGCAUUAUAUGGGCUCCAUGUGAAUAUAUAAACAUAAUGCACCACUUUCAUGUCCCUUUAACGUUUUUUGCCAGGUGAACAAUAGAUUUGUUGAAAAUUGUUGUUUGACCUAUCGUGAAGUAUCGCCACAUAGUGGAAAUAACAAGAAAUUACUCUGUCACUACAGAGAAUUAUUUUGGUUUUUAUUGACUAGAAUAUGUUUUAAGUGAAAGGUAGAAAUUGCAGUCUGUUGUGGGCACAUAGGAGUAAGUAUAAAAAUAUUGAAAAAGAUUAUCAGUUUAUUUUCCUAUAUAUUCUGCUUACACAGACUGUUGGAGGUAGGGACACCAGAUUUUUUUUUUAUUUUUUAUUUUUCUUGUUUAAAGUAGAAGGAAUUCAAGAGGUCUUUCUGUUGUAUUUUUUAAUGAAGCACUGAACAGGAAUCUUAAAUUGGCUAUGCACCUACAAAGGAUUUUUGAUCUACAGAAUAAAAUUGUCAUUCCGUUUGUGCCAAAAGUUCUCUUGCAGCAUGGUGUAAAAGACCAUAAGCAGAUAUGCUUAUUUCUUUCUAAUGUCAGUUUCUAUUUAACUUCACGUCUAAUCUAUGCAAUACCAAAGGUAGCUUAGGUAUGACUGCUCUUCUUACCAAGCUCUUGGGUAUGGGCCCUUUCCAAAGGUUUGCAAAGCAGGAAAAUGCUAUGCAGUACAUAUUGUGAUUGCCCAGGCUGCUUACAGUAGCUUCAUACAUUUUAAAGCUGGCGGGGGACUAAAAAAGUACAAAAUAGCCUUAAAAGAUAAGCUACUUGGAUAUUUUUUUUUAUAUACUAUUUUAUGUAGGGUAAUGUUCUUCUUGACUUUUUUUUUUUAAAUAAAUUGCUGAAAAAAUGGGAGCAACAGUAAGCAAUUUGGUAUUUAUAAACCUGGUCUCCUAGCAUAAGGGCAGUAACACAUUAAUAUUGUAAGAUAUUACAUAAACAUAACCUAUUUGCUGUAAGAGCAUAUGGCCUAUAAGCAUAUAGAUGGCGACCUACUGUUCAGGUAAGUUGUUUACAAGACAACUCCCAGAGUGUUUUCAUUUUAAGAUAUUUAUGUCUUUGCCUAAACUUGAAUUGUUCAUCAAAAAAAACGGAAUAUUUUAUUUGCCUUAAACCGGGUUAUUUAUGGCUCAUUGACUGAUCACAUAAAUUUUACCUUACUGUUUUUCUUCCUGAAUUUCUCCAUACUUUGCAAAAUUCUCCUAAUCCUUUUUACCUAGCCAACACUGAACCAUGCAUUUGUUUACCAUUUGUAUUACAUGUAGAUUCACGGCAUUACAAAAUAGUAAGUGUGAAAUUCAAAUUAUGCCCAAAAUAACUUGCUUAUUAAAAUAAUGCAAUAAUUAAUUUACUGGCUAAGGAUGAGAUUUGCAUUAAAUAUAUUUUUGCUGAAUAUUACUCAGUACUUAUUUGUUCUUUUUCACUGUCAAAUCUUAACAUCAACUAUGUCCUUUGUUAUCCAAACAUUGUCUUUAUUUGAAACAUUAAAGUAAUGUCGGGUUAUUUGAUCUCUAUGAAAAGCUUAUGUAUAAUUUAUCUACAGAGCAAAUGGCCAUUUACCAUCAUUAAACAUACAUUUAUUUCAUGGUCUCCCAGCUUUAGCUGUACCCACUGACAUUUUUAAUCAAAGAUGUCAUAAAUUCACAUUUCUCUAAAAUUACUUUUAGAGCUAUAUUUAUCGCAACACCACCCUUUUGAACUUGCCAAUAUUUCCUUACCAAGUUUUUUUGUUUUUGUUCUUAUUCCCAAUGCUCUCCUGACCACUGCAACUGAUGAUUAGUGCUUCAACGAUACAUUAAUAUAUAUGUUGCAAAAAAACAUCAAAACAUCCCCCCACACCAUAGUUAUAAAAAGUUAAUCCAUAUCAGACAAUUACAUUUUAAAGAGGUAGUAUGUAAUAUCUAAUAAAAAAUGGGGAAAAAAUUAGAAUGGUAUUCUAAGCUACUGUUAAAUGGAUUCUGGACAGUGCUAGUUAAGAUCUCAGUACUAUUCAGCCUUAAUUUAUUAAAACUAUUUCAGUUUUACCUAUCACUUUGUUUGGCACAAGGUUGCCAUAUUAACUUGCCAAAAAAAACAAACCAGGGCCUGCUCUAUCCCACAAAAUUCCGAUUCAGUGACAUGAGCAGUCAGUACUAUGUAUGUGCAAUAUAAGAAGCAAUCGUAGAACACCUUCUUUAGGCACGUUGUGUUUCUGAGCCAUGUUUCAUGUGUCCACAGUGACUCCAAUAUAUUUUUAUAAGCUUAGAUUUACACGUGACAUCUUUUAUCUACUACUUUUUUUUUUCUAAUGUGUGGAUUAAUCUUCAAAAUAAAAUGUUUAAUACUGAGGAACAGAUGCAAAAAUGUUAGACAUCUUCAAAAAAAAAAAAAAGUGGAAAAUGACAAUAAAUCCAUAAAGCAUGUAUGUAUGUUACGAACCAAGCUGUAGGGAUCAAGAAAAGAACUUUAUUGAUCUCAAGAUUUUAAAAUUGUCCAGAUUUGUAUGGAGUUGUGGUGGAACUAGUUAACACUUAGAGAUUUUGGUAUGUAAUGACUAUUUGCUAUGGACUGAUAUUAAAUGUUUCAAAAAGAUUGCGUUCUUACAUUUUCUGGACUUCAUUUUUUUUCCAGAUUAUAUUAUUCAGUUCGAUUUUCUUUGUAUUAUCACAUUAAAAUAUACGUAUGGGUCUCCAAUAUUUAUUUUCACUGUUUUUACUAAUUAUUUAGGGGAACACCCUUUUAUGUUUGUUUUUUCGUUUUUUCUUUUUGUUUGUUUUUUUUUUAGUCAAUUUUUUAGUUUUCUUUUAAUAGGAUUUUUUUAAGAACACCUUUUACUUGUCAGUGCACUGCACUAUACAAAAUUGUUUGUACUCCCUUUCUUUUAAGUCAAUAAACAGAAUGAAUAACUGGA